AUGUCCGGCCCCAGGAAAGGCGAUACCAGCAAGAGGGCCGCCGGCUUGGCCAAGAAGGCCGAGGUGGCUGCGCAAAAAGCCGCUGCCCAGGCCGCCCGAGAGGAGGCUCUUGAGGAGGAAAAGUGGAAGACUGGUGCCAAGGGCAGGGCGAAGAAAGACGCUGAGCUCGAAAAGAAGGCCGAGCAGGCCCGAAAAAAGGCUGAACGAGAUGCACUCCUGGCCGCCGAGGAGCAGAGCCUGCCCAGCCGAUCGACACCGAAAAAGUCCAAGUCGGCGGUGAAGAAGACUCGCGGUCCAGACCUUUCGCAAUUCGACGACUUGGGCACCGGCAAGGCGCUGCCCGCGCUCCAUGCUUCUGGCAUCGACAACGCCCUUGACGCCCUAUCCAUCACCACCGCUUCUCACGCAGAUACGAAGGUCGAGCGCCACCCCGAGCGACGUUACCCCGCCGCCUACGCCAAGUACGAGGAGCGUCGGCUCGCUGAAAUGGAUUCGGAUGGUACGGGAGCGGGUCUGCGCCUCAACCAGAAGAAGGAGCGAAUACGUAAAGAGUUUGAGAAGAGCCCCGAGAACCCAUUCAACCAAGUUACUGCUCGCUACGAUGCUACGAAGGACGAACUUGCUAGAAUCAAGGACCAAGAAAAGACAAAGAUCGAGCAGAGGCUAGGAACUAAGCACUAG
Molecule: messenger RNA, 681 nt
Organism: Scedosporium apiospermum
Lineage: Eukaryota; Fungi; Ascomycota; Sordariomycetes; Microascales; Microascaceae
Exons: 2
Coding region: 1-681 (226 amino acids)
Biological process (GO): transcription by RNA polymerase II
Cellular component (GO): nucleus
Molecular function (GO): transcription coactivator activity
Source: RefSeq, a predicted model, not a curated record